Molecule: messenger RNA, 186 nt
Organism: Heterobasidion irregulare TC 32-1
Lineage: Eukaryota; Fungi; Basidiomycota; Agaricomycetes; Russulales; Bondarzewiaceae
Exons: 2
Coding region: 1-186 (61 amino acids)
Source: RefSeq, a predicted model, not a curated record
AUGACUCCUGAUGCGAGCUUGACGAAUCAUGAAAAGGUAAAAGAACGCGUUUCCCAGAGACUGCCAGCGAGUUUGGCCACUCAAUCACAGACAGGGUUCGGGGACCCCGACCCGAGUGCGCGUGGAGAGAACGCUAUGGCCAAAGCGGACCCAUACGAUGUCCUCGUGUCCACGGAGGCACUAUAA